CAUCUUUUCAAAAAGUGUGUUGAAGAAUGCUGUCUUUGAGCAGGAAAUGUGUUAAACGAACGCAAUUGGUUUGCAAAAGUGUUUUACCGCGAUCUGUGGGAAUGUUCGUUUUAGAAUAGAGGUAGCAAUAACCAUCGCAUUCUUUGAGUAGAUAGUUUGUUUAAGACUGCCUAUAACGCAUUUCUGUGCGGUGGAUAAACCUUUUGUGAUGUUAUGCGCUGUAUUUUCGGUUGAAAUACUCCUUUGAUUAUGGCCAAGCCAUAAUGCCCAUUUAUUUUGCUACAUGUCAUCAAUGAUGAGCUAAGAUAGAUGAAUUAUUGUCAUCAAUGAUGAGCUAAGAUGAAUGAAUUAUUGCAUUGGUAUACCCUUGAACAACCUACCCCCUUUUUUACCAAUACCUACAUCUUCAUUCUAAUGAACAAAAAUUAUGAAAAUAAAAAUGGUAGUUCUGCUCAUCUGCUUGAUGUUUUGCAGGCAGUCCCGUAUUCGGAUUGCAUGUACAAACAGUGUUUUACUGCUGGUGCAAAUGUUCAUAGUAAGUGCACAAGAGCGUGUUAUAGCUGCGUUAUCGAAUCGCUUACUUUUUAUCAUUGUCAUCAAUUUACUGCAGACAUCAGUUCAACUGCACUCCUCCUCCCACAUAAUGAGUUUUACCUUCUUUCUUUGUCGCAUACCGUUCUACACCUCUUCGCAUAUAACAAGGGCUCUCUGCAAUGCUGUUCAGCCGCACCUCUCUCCCCAUACGACCUAAUUAAGCAUUUCUCCACAACGUCUGGUGCACCUGCACAACUGCCAUUUCAUCUUUCAAACCACAAAACGCCUAAAAAAUUCUUGCCCCAUCCGAUAAAUGGACAAAAAGAUGAAAAUUGA
Messenger RNA from Vavraia culicis subsp. floridensis, 870 nucleotides. RefSeq lists its product as uncharacterized. The transcript has a single exon. NCBI's taxonomy places the organism in Eukaryota, Fungi, Microsporidia, Pleistophoridae. Bases 340 to 870 code for a protein of 176 amino acids. The record is from RefSeq and is a predicted model, not a curated record.